Messenger RNA from Pelmatolapia mariae (spotted tilapia), 2746 nucleotides. RefSeq names its product ER membrane protein complex subunit 3 (gene emc3). Gene Ontology annotation, cellular component: membrane; EMC complex. Lineage: Eukaryota; Metazoa; Chordata; Actinopteri; Cichliformes; Cichlidae. The coding region runs from base 246 to 1031 and encodes 261 amino acids. The transcript is spliced from 9 exons. The record is from RefSeq and is a predicted model, not a curated record. Gene Ontology annotation, biological process: protein folding in endoplasmic reticulum.
GCGACGCGGAUGAGCUGCAGAAGCAGAAAAUCUUCCUCAUUCCCAGAGCCAACGCAGAGCAGUGGUCACAGCAGUGGAUGCUAACCGUUAGAAAUUAUAUAAGUUAUUUAACUACCUCACACGGUGCAUGGGGUGUGUCUGUCGCCGCUGGGGAACACACUAGGAGCGGCGGUUGCUGUGCUGAGACCACUGGCCAGCUCUCAUCUACAGUGACCCAUACAUCCAGAAGCAGGUAACCAGACAGAAUGGCUGAGCCGGAGCUUCUGCUGGACUCCAAUAUUAGACUUUGGGUGGUGUUGCCCAUUGUCUUCAUCACUUUUCUGGUUGGGGUUAUACGGCAUUAUGUAUCUAUUCUCCUUCAAAGUGACAAAAAGCUGACGUUAGAACAAGUUUCUGACAGCCAGGUACUUAUUCGGAGCAGAAUUCUCAGAGAAAAUGGAAAAUACAUUCCCAAACAGUCCUUUUUGAUGAGGAAGUUCUAUUUCAAUAACCAAGAAGACGGAUUCUUCAAGAAGACCAAAAGAAAGGUUGUCCCACCCUCUCCAAUGACAGAUCCAAGCAUGCUGACAGAUAUGAUGAAGGGCAACGUAACCAACGUGCUUCCCAUGAUCCUCAUCGGUGGCUGGAUCAACUGGACCUUUUCAGGAUUUGUAACAACUAAGGUUCCCUUCCCUCUCACGCUGCGCUUUAAGCCCAUGCUGCAACAAGGAAUAGAGUUGCUCUCAUUGGAUGCAUCUUGGGUGAGCUCAGCAUCAUGGUAUUUCCUGAACGUGUUUGGACUUCGAAGCAUGUACUCUUUAAUCCUAGGCCAAGAUAACGGCGCAGACCAGUCGAGGAUCAUGCAGGAGCAGAUGAGCGGUGCUGCCAUGGCCAUGCCUGCAGAUACAAAUAAAGCUUUCAAAGCUGAGUGGGAGGCACUGGAACUGACUGACCAUCAGUGGGCGCUCGAGAAUGUAGAGGACGAUCUGAUGAGCCGGGAGUUGGACUUUGAUGGCAUGUUCAGCAAGGAGCUGCCAAGCGGAAUCUUCUGAAGGCCUAAUCACUUCCUUUUUGGAGACUCCAGUUUGAAAUUUGAUUAUUUCAGGGAUUUGUUUUGGGGUUUUGUUUUUUUGUUUUUUUGUUUUUGUUUUUUAUCUGAAACCACACAACUGGGACAAAUCCCUUCAUAUGCAAAGUUUACAUUGUGUAAUUUGUUGUAGUGGUCUUUUCACUUGUAUCUAUCUUCCAUUCCUGUCCUUAAAUGAACUGAAAUGAACACAAAUACACUGGUUCUACUGCUGCCUCAUGCAUAAUAGGGAGCACUGCUUUGUUAUUUCAAAGAAAGAAGGGGCUGUUCUAGAGAAAUUAAGUGAUGUUUUUUCUGUUUUUUUUAAUGUGUUCUUGUUGGCUUGAAACUGAAUGCAAUCAUAAUCCCAUUAAGUAAUAGAAUCUGAACUGCCUAGUGCUUCUUUUUCCUAAUGUCAUGCACAGCUAGAUUAGCUGUCUUCAUUUUGUAUGUGUCAUUUUUAAACAAAAUAGUACAUAAAACAGUUUUACAGGUCAAAAUGAUCUAUAUUUAAUAAUGCUUUAACCAUCCGUUAUUGCUCAUAGUUUAGAUUACAGAUAGAAGCAGGUCCAGAACAGGUUAGGUUUGUUUGUUUGUUUUGUGGCAGGGGAAAUGUUAAGUUUUGUCAUCGAGAUAUUGUUUUUGAAGUAUGUAGAUGGUUUAUUUUGAAAUUAACUCCCUUGUGUUUUGUACAGUAAAAAGUCUGUUUUGAUUCAAAAUAGUUUUGUUUUCCAUGUACACUAAAACUUUACUUUUCAAAUAUGAAGAAAGAGAUGUUUUUGUUUUGUGCUGGGUUUUUCAUUUUUCUUUUUUGUUUCUUUGAAUAAUAGCGAUCAGUGUAAGGGAAGAAAAAGCGCCACAGCUGAAUAUUCAAAUAAUACACAUGGCACAUUCAUCCUCAGUAAAAGAUUUGAAUAGAUACCAUGGACAUUAACAUUACUCUUUUGUUGUCAGUUUUCCACAAUACAGUGUCUGCUUCAUUUACCUGGGUUAGGAUGAUUGGUAGUGAGGCAGUGAGUUGAAUUUUUUAAAAUGGACAAAAUGUCACUUAAAAGUAAGUUGUUUUUUUUUUAAUUAUACUACAAUCUUGUUUUAACAGCCUGUCAGUCAUGUUUACAUUGGUAAGUUAAAGAAAUGCAGGCAAGUGAACAAAUGAAUUGAGGAACAUGAAGGAUGAUCAUGCUUGAACACAGGUGUAAAAUGUAACAUAAGCAUCCAAUUAUGCUCUGUGGAAAACAAAGGGGUCCGAAGUGUGCCAAGAAAAUAUUCCCCACACCACCAACACCAGCCUGAACUGUCGAUACAAGGCAGGAUGGAUGUAGUCAAAAUGGCACAAAAGAGAAGAAAAAGUGACUUGAAAGAGGCUUCAGUGGUGAGCGCUUCAGUCACAAAGACUGCUCAACUGGGCAGUGUUUCAGUAAGAACUGUGACCAAAGUGAAAUCUGGAUUUUGAUCUAUAGAAAAGACAAGCGAUUAGAGCUGUGAAAAGGCUACAUUUCAUGACCAUGUCCCUUAGGGGAAAAAGUGCAGCGUCUAUGAAUGGAGUCAUUUGAUCUCAUCACCAUGAGCCUUCUGCUUGACCAUUUUUGAUUGAAUGGUACAAAGAUUGGGUAUAUAAUGAUGGCUAUGAAAUAUUAACUUCAUAUAUCAAAUACAUUUCAAGAUGUACUUUUCUGACAAAAAAAAAUCAUCCAUUGACCC